This is a messenger RNA of Bursaphelenchus okinawaensis, 1169 nucleotides long. The record is from the annotation of a GenBank genome assembly. NCBI's taxonomy places the organism in Eukaryota, Metazoa, Nematoda, Chromadorea, Rhabditida, Aphelenchoididae.
AUGUCGUUCAAUAAAGCACAAAAGUCAGUUGGAAGGGAGCAUAGAGAGCGAGGACAGGUAAGGUAAUAUCCACUAUCCAUUAUAUUUUUAGUUAUCCGACCGAAAACAUCUCGGCUUGCUGGAGAAGAAAAAGGAUUGGAUCCUGAGGACAAGAGCUCAUCAGAAGAAGUCUAAGCAACUUAAGAAGCUCAGAACACGAGCAUUAGAGAGGAAUCAAGAUGAAUUCAACUUCCACAUGAUAAACAGUCAAGUUGGGGUAAUAUUUUACUUUUUUCUAACUUUAGAGUAAGAGUAACUAUUUAUUGUCUAACCAAACAUUCAUACUAGAUCCACAAAAGAAACUUUUGGUUUGUUAUACUUUCUAAAAUACAUAAUGAUGUUUAGUUUGAUGGAGUACACAGAGAAGCCACAGAUGCAGAGCCAGAGGAGAGUUACGUUCAAAGUUUGUUGAGCGACAUCAAGGAUAUAAACUAUGUUCGGCACAAGUUGGCAUUGGAAAGGAAAGUAAGGAAAUCAUGUCGUUUACCAUAUUUCAUCUGUUCUGUAUACUAUAUUUCAUCUGUUAGUUGUUAUUCCUUUGUUUUAUUUCAUUGACUUUAGAUGAUUGAUAAGCUAAAAGCAGUGCUACACAUGACAGAUUCAAAUGCUAAACAAAAUACUCACACAUUUUUCGUGGAUGAUGAUGAAGAUGGUAGGUCUAUCUGAAAUUAUAAAUUUUUAUUUAUUAUAAUAGUUAUUACCUAUAAGUUUUUCAUUUUAUUUGAUAAACAAUCCAAUAUUUUAAUAAAUAUUUAUUUUCAGUGUCAGAAAUAAUGUCAUCAGAGUCGUUGUUUGGAGCAUCGUCAUCUAGGAAAAGUAACAGGAUCCCAGCAGACAAAUUGAAGAAUCAGAUGAUCGGAGUCGAAGACAAGGGGACUGCAAUGGUAUGGCAUAGUUUAUAUAGAUAGAUAUGGUUUUGAAUUUAGGAAAUAGAAAAGCAUCGACAUGCACAAUACGAGGAGCUGGACAAGAGGAUCAAAAGGGAGAAGGAACUGAAUGUUGUACUACAGAAGUUGGAACUGAAGAAGGCUGUCCAGAUGAGCUCCAAGAAAGACAAACCCAAAUUGAUAAGUAAGGCCACGCCAGAUAAACCCGCCUGCUACAGAUGGAAGUUUGAGAGGAAGAAGUAG